This is a messenger RNA of Diospyros lotus (date-plum), 2194 nucleotides long. RefSeq lists its product as uncharacterized. The record is from RefSeq and is a predicted model, not a curated record. NCBI's taxonomy places the organism in Eukaryota, Viridiplantae, Streptophyta, Magnoliopsida, Ericales, Ebenaceae. The coding region runs from base 73 to 1845 and encodes 590 amino acids. The transcript is spliced from 10 exons. Gene Ontology annotation, cellular component: Golgi apparatus; endoplasmic reticulum.
ACGUGUUUCUUUUUCUCCGUCCGAUCUCUUCUCAUCGCUUUUCCCUUUGUGCUUCCUGCAUUCUAAAACACCAUGGAAGAGAAGGUACCAAUGUUCGAAGCCAGCCACGUCGAAGACGGAGACGCCGCCAAUGCCAGCAGCAGCAGCAGCAACAACAACCACGGCUGGCAAAAGGUCACGUACGCCAAGCGCCAGAGGAAGGUUCAGGCCGCCAAGCCGUCGGUUGCCGGCAAGGUUCUGGCCAAUGGAUCUGACGGCGGCGGGGCUGAUAAUGUUUUCCGGUCGCUCGAGAAGCAGUCUGAGGAGCGUCGCAUGCGGCUGGAGGCUCAGAGAGCGGCAAUCGCUUCGCAGGCGGACGAUACGGUGCGAUCGAAGGUGCGAUCCGAUGACGAUAGUGAUGUUAGCGAGGCCGAAGCGGCUGAUGGUGCUGUUCAGAAUGGAGCUUCCGAUGACAAGAAGGUGAAGCCGAAAAAGCCUAAGAAGCCGAAGGUCACGGUCGCCGAAGCCGCAGCGAAGAUCGAUGCGGCUGAUCUGGCGGCUUUUCUUGUUGAAGUAUCGGAAUUGUACGGAUCACAACGGGAUAUCCAGCUGCUGCGAUUCGCAGAUUAUUUUGGCCGUGCAUUUUCUGCUGUGAGCGUCUCCCAGUUUCCAUGGACAAAGUUGUUCAGGGAGUCGACAAUAGCGAAAAUUGCUGAUAUCCCUGUCACCCAUAUUCCAGAAGCUGUUUAUAAAACAUCAGUUGACUGGAUUGGCAAACUAUCUUCUGAGGAACUUCAGUCCUUUGUAAUAUGGUUGUUAGAUAGCAUUAUUGCUGAUUUGGUUAUCCAAGUAAAGGGCUCCAAGAAGAGUGCGCAGCAAACAUCAUCAAAAUCUCAGGUUGCUAUAUUUGCCGUUUUAGCUAUGGUAUUACGACGGAAACCUGAUGUUUUAGUUGGUGUGUUGCCAAAGUUGAGGGAAAAUUCGAAGUACCAAGGAGCUGAUAAGCUGCCAGUCAUUGUAUGGAUGAUGGCUCAGGCUUCUCAAGGAGAUCCGACUGUAGGAUUGUACUCAUGGGCACACCAUCUCUUGCCUCUUCUUGGUGGCAAAUCAAAUUGUAAUCCACAAUCUAGAGAUUUGAUUUUGCAGCUGGUGGAAAGAAUUUUGUCUGGCCCUAAAGCUCGUACAAUUUUGGUGAAUGGUGCUGCCAAAAAAGGGGAGCGCUUGUUGCCACCUUUGGCCUUUGAUUUGGUUAUGCGAUUGACUUUCCCUGCCUCUUCUGCUCGGGUGAAGGCAACUGAAAGGUUUGAGGCCAUAUAUCCCACUCUCAAAGAGGUGGCUCUUGCUGGUCCGGCUGGAAGCAAGGCAAUGAAGCAAGUUUCACAGCAAAUAUUAGCUAAUGCCGUGAAAGCGGCUGGAGAAGGCAACCCUGAGCUGUCAAAGGAAGCAAGAAGCAUUUUUGUCUGGUGCUUAAUACAAAACCCAGAUUGUUACAAGCAGUGGGACAAGAUCUAUGUGGAUAAUUUAGAAACAAGUGUUUCUAUUUUGAGAAAGUUGGCUGAGGAAUGGAAGGAGUUCUCUGGCAAGCAGUCUUCUCUUGAUCCUCUGAGGGAAACUCUGAAGAGUUUCAGGCAAAAGAAUGAGACAGCAUUGGCUGGUGGAGAAGAUGCAGCUCAUCAGUCAAUCUUCAAGGACGCAGACAAGUACUGUAAGUUGUUAUUGGGAAGACUAUCCCGGGGCCAUGGAUGUCUGAAAGGCUUGGCUUUCGUUGCCAUUACCUUAGCCGUUGGUGCUGCUGUCAUGUCCCCGAGCAUCGAGUCCUGGGACUGGAACAAAAUCUCUCUUCUGUUUGCCCAGCAGUCCUUCUAAGCGCAACAACUUGGAGAAGGUUACGGCAGCCAGUGGUGGAACCCUAUCCCUCAAUAGCAACACUUUUUACGGCCAAACUAAUCAAAUUUGCCAAAAGUUAAAAAGGCAGAGAGAAUGAGGUGUCUGUAUGGUUUUUGUGCCAAUACCGAAAUUAGGUCACUAGCUAGACUGGAGAAAGGAUCAAUGCAGAUCUCUUUAGUUGUUUUUAUCUCUACCACUUCCAUUGCCUUUUGACCGUAGUUAUGUUACAUCAUCCGAAGGGAUUUUUGAUGAGAUAUAGCAUCUUUCGUGUCAUAUUUAUAUUUCAAACACUGAUGUGAGAAUAAAUUUCCGAACUGUUUGAAUUACA